GAAAAUUAAAUCUUAAUAAAAAUAUUAGGAAUAUUCUAAAGCGAACACUCGUCUAUAUAUUUGACCUCAAUUAUAAAAAGAUUUUCGUAUUUGGAAAACUUACUUAAUAUCGGUCUUAUCCCUUAGUCUAGAAUUUCUAUUUGGCCCCGCCCCUGGCUGCCUUUAUUUUCAAAAGCUCCACCCCUACAAUGGGGGGUGAAGACACAUAUCAACGCAAUCGCUCGGAGCGUCAACAUACAAUAAACUUUGGGCUCCUGCUGUUAGGGUCAAUUUUCAAUUGGGGCCGACCUACGGGAAUCUAACGCACACUAACACAGAUGUGGGAUAAGUGCCCACCCCUUGUGGUAUAAAAUUAUUAUAAGCGGUCCACGCAGAUUCAGUCGAGGUUCUAUUUUGGUCGGCCUAUAAUCGUGGAGCAGUGUUUGAUAAAAAUGUCCGCGACAAGAACUCAACUUGCUGACUCCUCUACUUCUCCACCAUUAAGUGAUAAUCGUCGCUUGGACUACUCCGGCUUGAAAUUCGCGUAUGGUGACGCGUCAGAUGAUGAGGGCUCGUCGUUGACUGCGGAGCUGCCAUCCUGCGUGUAUGCUGCCGCCAGGAGCCGGCUCCAGCUGCCGUUGGCGGCUUACGUCCAUCAGCACACCAGGCAGCUACACCCAGACGUGUUGCUCGAGACUACAGCAGAGCCCGAGUACCAGUGCGGCGGCUCCCCGUACCGCGUGCAGCGCGCCGCCGCCAACGUGCGCGAGCGCAGACGCAUGCUGAGGUCCGGACCCAAUGGCAGUAUAAACUCGGCGUUCGAUGAGCUGCGCGUUCACGUGCCGACGUUCCCCUACGAGAAGAGGCUCAGCAAGAUCGAUACGCUGAGACUUGCGAUUGCUUACAUAGCUUUGCUUCGAGAGGUUUUGGACGCCGACUACGACCCGCUGACUUACGUUGAAAAAUGUCUCCGUGGAGAGAUAAAAGCUGAUCGUGCACAUUGGAAUACUAGUGACUUGACUGCCCGGCUGUCGUGGAUCAACUGGGAGAAUCUGGGUGUGAACCCACAGCGCCGCAGCGUCCUCACCUCACUGGCUCUCAGCUCUGACAACCUUUCUUACGGCCACAACUGAACGGAUAGUAACAAGACAUUCAGCCUUUCAGACAAGUCCUUUAAGUGACAAAAUCCGUAUAGAACACGUAGUUUAAGGGUAGCAAACUAGCAACAGAUUCUUGUUAUGACUUUAAUAACAAGGACUCUGAUUAAUUUUAAAUUAUCUGGCUAAUAUUAUAAACCAAGUGAUUUAAACACUGCCGUGAAAUAGUAAUGUAUUUGAGCGUUUAAUUUUGUAGGAAUUAAGAGGAAAGAAGCUGGGGAAUACAAUCUUCUUUUGAUAUGGUCAUUAACAGGAGUUGGUCAAUAUCUUUGAUCAGAUUUUCAGCAAAACUGGCACACAACUGCAACAAAAUGUUGUUGUGCUUUAAGGCAUCGCUAUGGUUACAAAAUAGGCUUGGCAAUUAUCUAUUAUUGUGAGAACAUAGCUAAAAAUACUAAAACUUUAUUAAUCAGAUUUUUUGCCGACUUAUGUUUAGGUACUGAACGUAAGUUUUAAGAUCUGAUUCAAUAAGUAGGUAAGAAGCAAGAAAAGUUUUGAUUGUAUUUGAAAUAUGAAGCAAAUAUCUGUUUAGUUACGUAACUUACAUAUUAGAUGUAAUCGUACAGAGAAAAUGCCUUGUAACAGUAAGUACCUAUCAAACAAAAGCACAAGAAUUUAAAGGAACAAAAGAAACAAAAACAUUCGGACUUCAAACGGACUCUGAUAUAAGACCUUCCGCUUAAGCAACACUACCCUUAAAUAAUGAAACUAAGCAAGCGAAAUGUAAUAAACGAUCUCGUUAGUAACCCUGUUUAAAGCUUAGAGACGGAAGACAUAGUACCUUAGUCAAAAAUAUAUAAUUUCUUGCGUCGUACGUUCAAUUCACCCACCUAAGUCGCUUUUGGCUCUCCUCGUUAUUACCAAAUAACCACGUAGUUUUUAGCUAUUAUGACCACUUUUAAGCAUUAACUUUAUUCAUGCACAUCUUUUUAAAACUUUUACUUAAAGCCGUACUGUAGUAAGUAGAUACCUAGAUUUUCAAUCAUUAUAAUUCUAUGCAAUUUUGAACAAGAUUUUCACGAUCGUUCUUAAUAGUGUCAAAAGUUAGUAUCUAGAUACUUGUUACUCUGAUCCUCUUUCUAGAAAUGAACAUAAAGUACAAAAUAACCAAACUUAAGGUUCAGUAGUGAGAAGAAACAAAAAUUUAAGUACCUUUUAUGUUUAAAUUACCUGCUGAAAUCGCGCAGAGUUAUUGUAGAAACAAGAAGAACGAGCUUCAGGUACGUCAGCCACGUAGAUACUUACCAAGUUGAGAAAAAAUAAUAACGAAUAAAAUCAAACGGAAUUUAUUAAUAAUAUUUAAUAGUAGUAGGAUAUUUUUAGAAAGUUAUCGCUAGUUUAGAUACUUUCUUAGCCAUUUUAUCGAACAUUCGUAAUAUUGAACAAAUGUUACUACUGCAAUAAAUUAAAAACACCUCUUUAGCGGUUAUGUCUAGUGACACAAUAUUAUAAUUAGGAAGCAAUCGGUGAUAUUUUGAAAUAUUAACGACAUUCAUGUCCGAAUGUAGCUAAGUAAAAAAAAACAAAAAUAUCGAAUUAACUGUCUUAGAUUUUAGCUGGUAUAUUUAAAAAUACGUAAACUUAAACCAAAGUUUUUCCAAACACUGAAUGAUAAAUAAUCUGUAGACAGUAUGAAGUAUAAUGAAAAUCAAUUACAAUAAGUAGUUUUAAAUGUUUCAAAAGACAAGUUUACUAGACGCACACGUACGUUUUAUAAAUAAUUGCAACUAUAAUCUAUUUUUUUAGGUUAUUCAAGUAUGUAUUUACACUAUUUACGCACACAUAUAUUUAAUCCGUAAACACUCCUUACAUAGCAUUUGUCAUA
Messenger RNA from Trichoplusia ni (cabbage looper), 2961 nucleotides. RefSeq names its product heart- and neural crest derivatives-expressed protein 2 (gene Fer2). The record is from RefSeq and is a predicted model, not a curated record. Gene Ontology annotation, biological process: developmental process; regulation of transcription by RNA polymerase II. The transcript has 6 exons. NCBI's taxonomy places the organism in Eukaryota, Metazoa, Arthropoda, Insecta, Lepidoptera, Noctuidae. Gene Ontology annotation, molecular function: RNA polymerase II transcription regulatory region sequence-specific DNA binding; protein dimerization activity; DNA-binding transcription factor activity, RNA polymerase II-specific. The coding region runs from base 432 to 1112 and encodes 226 amino acids.